CUAUUAUUUUGGAGAAUAACGAGAUUAUAGAGCUAUUGGGCGAUAGUUGGAUGGAUCAGAGCGAUCGCCUUUUUUGUCUUCAAGCACUUGGGGACAGUGCCGAGCGAGAGCAGGUAGCGGAAAAGGCGCGUUAGUAUGGACGCCAACUCAGAAAUACGUACACCAGUACGUAGCACAAUCGUGGAAAUGCCAUCAAGCCCGCUUGAUUUAUGGAUGUCCAUGGAAGAUAAAGCUUUGCGUGCAGCACGUUGCCAAAAUAUGCUGCACGCAAAGCAGUCUUUAGACUUUAUCUUGACCUUGCUUGGUCAUCCAAAGUCAAAUUGGACGCGAAGGGUAAAGGACCGCGGUGUCACGCUUCCGCCCAAUUACGCUUCAAAGCAUUCUAGCUUUCGACGCGAGGCCGCCACAUUUAAACCAGCGCUGUGACAGAGUGAUUCUGAUUUCUGUGUUCUCAUGUUGAUAUAUUCACAAUAGUAUUUAUGAAUUUAAAAAGAUUAUUCACGAUGAACUUGCAACCUGAAUUAGUUAUUUUAAUUAAUUAUUUUUAGCUGUGACAGGCCGCUAGUAUAUAUUUAAUAUAUAACUUUUACUGUAAAUAAAUGUGUUUCGUUUGUUCCUUGUAAAAUAUCGGUCGUUGUUUCUUCUUGUCUAUGCUGCCGUAAAUUCAAAACUGUCAUUGCCAAUCGCCAUGUCGCGCUCUACACUCAUACACUGUAUAGAUUAUAGAGACUUUCAGUUUCAUAAUUUCUUCCUUUCUCUGGCUGGAAUCGCUAUGAUUAUGCCUUAGUAAUUAAAUGACCGAAUCAUUUUCAACAAUCGUGUCAAUUUGUUUGAUAUCAAACGACAUAAAACGCACUUUACAUUUGAAUUUGGGCAGUGGGCUAACAUUCGGUAAUCGGUACUGUUAACUGUAGUCGGCAACUGCAUCUUGCACACUUCUGAUGUUUUUCCAUACUUUCAAUAAAAAGAUAUGAAUGGAUUUAUUGCUGUACAUUGUGAUAUAUUGCAUCUUUCUAGGGGCAGGAUACCAUAGUGAUACUCUAAAAAAGGAUUACCAAAAGACUUGUUAUGUUGCAUGCAAAAAAGCAGCUCAAGCACUUAAUGAAGGCGGAAAUGCUGUAGAUGCCGUAGAAAAGGCUAUAAUUGAAUUAGAAAAUAGUGCACUAACAAAUGCAGGAUAUGGAUCCAAUUUGAGUUGGGAUGGUGUUGUAGAAUGUGAUGCAUCAAUAAUGAAUGGCCAAACACUUCAUUUUGGUGCCUGUGGAGCAGUCUCAAAUGUAUGGAAUCCAAUAUCACUAGCAAAACAACUUUGUAUAAAACAAUGUGAUAAUCUAUCACUGGGUAGAGUUCCACCUUGUAUUCUCACAGGCAAAGGUGCAAAGACAUGGGCUGAAAGAAUGGGAUUAGAAAUUGUAGAUGAUAAGAAAAUGAUUUCUCCUAGAGCAUUUCGGAAUUAUAAACAUUGCAAGAGAAAGUUAAAAAGAUAUUCCUUACAAAAUGAUGUAAGAUUUAGUCCUUUAGACACAGUAGGAGCCAUAUGUGUUGACUCUUAUGGAGUUGUUGCAGCUGGAGCAAGUUCUGGUGGGGUUUCUUUAAAACAUGAAGGGAGGGUUGGGCAAGCUGCUUCUUUCGGAAGUGGAGUUUGGGCAGCUAUGAGUAGAGAUGGGACAACACCUUCUGUGGCCUCUUGUACAUCAGGAUGUGGUGAGCAUUUAAUCCGUACACAACUGGCUAAAAAUACUGCAGAGAGCUUGUUGGAACCUUCUCCGGUAAUAAGUUUAGAUAAAUGUUUAAAAGAAAAGUUUUUGGAAUCACCAUUUCUGUGGGAUGUACCAGAAAGACUAGGAGGUGCUUUAUCUUUAAUGUUUAAUCCUCAAAUUGGAGAAGGUGAAUUAUUAUGGGGGCACACUACAAAAACAAUGUGUGUAGGUUACAUGUCAACACAGACUGCAAAGCCUAAGUGCAUUAUUUCAUAUUUGCCACCAAUAGUGAUUGCUGGCGACAAAGCUGUUGUAUCUGGAGUCCCAUUUAAUGUUCCUACUCAACCGUAUCCUCAAUUUCAAUGGGAAAUUAAAAAUGAACAUAGCAUAAAUGGAUCUCUGUGAUAUUGUAUAUACUUCACGCUGACACUAGCUUCACAUUAAUUGUAUAGGUACUGUCAUAAAUAUAUAUUUUCCAUACAGUUUAUGAUCUCAAAACUAGAAAUUAUUAUCAAAACUGAUUUUACAAAUAGAAUAGAAAAAUAGUAUAAUUGAGUAAUGUUUACUGCAUUCAUUAAGGAAAGAGUCUUAUAACAUUAAAAACCUAAUAUUGCAGAACAACACAUGUUUUAAUUAAUUACAUGAAUGAAGUAGAUAUUUAUUGUAGUAAUGACAUCUUUUAUACAAAAUAAAAAACAAAAUGAUAUGGGUA
Pieris rapae (cabbage white) is the source of this 2412-nucleotide messenger RNA. RefSeq names its product threonine aspartase 1 (gene Tasp1). Gene Ontology annotation, biological process: protein maturation. The transcript has 4 exons. NCBI's taxonomy places the organism in Eukaryota, Metazoa, Arthropoda, Insecta, Lepidoptera, Pieridae. Gene Ontology annotation, molecular function: threonine-type endopeptidase activity. The record is from RefSeq and is a predicted model, not a curated record. Bases 975 to 2105 code for a protein of 376 amino acids.